Messenger RNA from Penicillium hordei, 192 nucleotides. RefSeq names its product Alkaline phosphatase-like alpha/beta/alpha. The transcript has 2 exons. The coding region runs from base 1 to 192 and encodes 63 amino acids. Lineage: Eukaryota; Fungi; Ascomycota; Eurotiomycetes; Eurotiales; Aspergillaceae. The record is from RefSeq and is a predicted model, not a curated record.
AUGAUUAUCUCAGCAAAUACGCUCCUGGCACCCGGUGACGGUGACGUCGGGGCCCAUGCCGCCCCUCCUUCACCGGCGGCCUUUUUUUCUUCGUUGGUGGUGAGCAGCUUUGUCGGUUUACUGUUAAUUUUCUCUUUGGCUCAGCAAUUGAUCAAUGUCCAUAUAAUUCUAGGUGUGAUUCAAUCACGAUAA